AUGUUGACUCACGUCAUUUGUGGCGAAGAAACUCAUUUUGUGAGACAAAGAGAGCAGAAAAAAUUGUUCAUAAAUUGUCACAAAAGAGAUCCAAAGAGUGACGAAAUGACUGUCAUAGCGUCAAAACAUUUGAUUCCCGGAGACGUUGUCUUCAAAUGCAAACCAUUGAUGACAAUUGACUGGACUUUCCAUAAGAAUGAAUGCAAAGUCUUCAGAGAGAAGACAAUGACUGAAUCGGACGCAGUAUUGCAACCAUUUCAUCGGCUCUUUCUUCGGAUCAAAAAUGAUAAAACAUUUGCCACUAAAAGACACACUUUGAUCGACGGAUCAGUUCGCCAUAUGUCUGGUGAUGAAACAAAUAAGUCAUUCUUGUGUCCCAAACACGGCUUUCAUCUUCAAAGUAAAUGUGAUCAACAGAUGGAUUGA
Medioppia subpectinata is the source of this 426-nucleotide messenger RNA. NCBI's taxonomy places the organism in Eukaryota, Metazoa, Arthropoda, Arachnida, Sarcoptiformes, Oppiidae. The record is from the annotation of a GenBank genome assembly.